AUGAGUGUUAACUGGGUUACCCUUGAUAAUCAGCAGCGUCCUGUGCCUCUUCCAGGCGAGGAGUUUGUGUUUGAGCAAAACGAUUCGGAUGCACGUCUCUCGCUUUCGUGUAAAACAAUCGACAAAACACCUGGUGCGACCAUCGACUCUUCAGCUGGCGGACGUCUUUUUCUAAGCACCCAGCGACUUAUUUAUCUUGCAGAGUCGACUGACUCACGAUAUCAUAUUGAAGGAAAGGGUGAUGCGUUAUUUGACAAUCUAGCGGUGCCACUGAGUGGGUUCAAAGGUGCACGUCUUCACCAGCCUUGGAUCGGACCCAACGCCUGGGUGGGUGUAUUUGUCCCGACAAAUGGUGGGGGACUAAACCCUGAGCUGGCGAUGUGGGAGAUGAAGAUUAGUUUUGCGACCGGAGGAGCUUUGGAUUUUGCUCGAUUGUUUCAACGGGCACUUGAAGCUCGGACUCUACAACAGUCGCACAUUGAUGAGUUGCCUCAGUACACACCGAUAUGA
Messenger RNA from Magnusiomyces paraingens, 510 nucleotides. RefSeq lists its product as uncharacterized. The coding region runs from base 1 to 510 and encodes 169 amino acids. The record is from RefSeq and is a predicted model, not a curated record. Gene Ontology annotation, biological process: positive regulation of DNA-templated transcription. Gene Ontology annotation, cellular component: nucleus. Lineage: Eukaryota; Fungi; Ascomycota; Dipodascomycetes; Dipodascales; Dipodascaceae. The transcript has a single exon. Gene Ontology annotation, molecular function: transcription coactivator activity; chromatin DNA binding.